Molecule: messenger RNA, 6541 nt
Organism: Acipenser ruthenus (sterlet)
Lineage: Eukaryota; Metazoa; Chordata; Actinopteri; Acipenseriformes; Acipenseridae
Product: extracellular serine/threonine protein kinase FAM20C-like
Exons: 10
Coding region: 222-1940 (572 amino acids)
Biological process (GO): protein phosphorylation
Cellular component (GO): Golgi apparatus
Molecular function (GO): protein serine/threonine kinase activity
Source: RefSeq, a predicted model, not a curated record
UGACCUUUUUCUAAUUUAAGGCUUUUCUAAUUAUACGUUGUCACGUUCGUAAGCUAAAUAACAUUAAACAAGUAUAUGCAUAUAUGCAUGUAUUAUUAUUUUAAGCACUCGCUCGUGCUUAUUAUUUUAUAGUUAUAAAACAGUACUGGAGCUCAAGGUGUGCUACUUUUAGUUUAUGUGUAUUUAUUAUUUUAAAGCUAUAUAGGCUACAUAUUAUCGAGAUGAAGAAGAUACUGUUUCGCAAAUUUAGAGUGUUAAUCCUGAUGGUAUUUCUGAUCGCAUGUACCAUGCACAUCAUGAUCGAUUUACUACCAAAACUCGAGAAGCGGGCGGCGGGUCCUGGUACUGCGGGGAACAGCGGAUGCUCCUGCUCAAACAGACCGAGCGAAGAGCCUCAGAGCUGGGGCAAGCAGCGUGCCAGGACCGGGGCAGAAUCUGGCUGGCCGAACAAGCACACCCUGAGGAUUCUUCAGGAUUUUAGCAAUGAACCGAGCUCUAACCUGUCCUCCCAUUCACUAGAAAAAAAUACAGGACCAGCGGACAAAACCGAGGCUUUUAAAAGACUUGAACAAUAUAGCCAGCAUGGUAAUAAUGACAACAAACAGUUUAUCCAGGACACGAAUACCAAUAAAAUUGAACCCGUUAUGGGAUACUCGAAACUGAACGUUCUGUUUGAGCACUCCCUUUACAAAAUCCAGGUCCCCGGACUCACUGAAGAGGACACCUUAUUUAAUGUCAAUACUGAUAUCAGAUUUAACCCUAAAGCGGCUGAGAAUCCAGAAUGGAAAAAUGAAGGGAAUGACGAAGAGGAGUAUGUUCCAACUGGAGAACCUUCCGCAGAUUCCUAUCCAAACUGGUUAAAAUUCCACAUUGGGAUUAAUCGAUAUGAGCUGUACUCCAGGCACAAUCCAGUGAUCGAUUCUUUGUUAAAGGAUCUAGUCUCGCAAAAAAUCACCAGCGUUGCUAUGAAAUCGGGAGGCACCCAGCUUAAACUCAUCAUGACAUUCCAAAACUAUGGACAAGCGCUUUUCAAACCGAUGAAGCAAACAAGGGAACAGGAAACACCCCCAGACUUCUUCUACUUCUCUGAUUUCGAGAGGCACAAUGCAGAGAUCGCAGCUUUUCAUCUGGAUAGGAUCCUGGAUUUCCGACGUGUGCCUCCAGUUGCAGGCAGGCUUGUCAACAUGACCAAAGAAAUCAAAGACGUGACUCGGGACAAAAAGCUGUGGAGAACGUUCUUCAUCUCCCCAGCCAAUAACAUCUGUUUCUACGGCGAGUGCUCGUAUUACUGCUCCACGGAGCAUGCUCUGUGCGGGAAGCCUGAUCAGAUUGAGGGCUCGCUGGCUGCUUUCCUCCCGGACCUGGCCCUGGCCAAGCGGAAAACCUGGAGGAAUCCCUGGAGGCGUUCCUACCACAAGCGCAAGAAAGCAGAAUGGGAGGUAGAUCCAGACUACUGUGAGGAGGUCAAACAGACGCCUCCCUAUGACAUUGGCACCCGGCUCCUGGACGUCAUGGACAUGACCAUCUUUGAUUUCCUGAUGGGAAAUAUGGAUCGACAUCACUACGAAACCUUUGAGAAGUUUGGAAAUGAAACUUUUAUCAUCCACUUGGAUAACGGAAGAGGGUUUGGAAAACACUCCCAUGAUGAGAUGUCUAUACUGGUGCCUUUAAGCCAAUGCUGCAGGGUAAAGAGAUCUACCCAUCUGCGACUGCAGCUCCUAGCUAAGGAGGAGUACAAGCUGAGCGAGCUGGUGGAAGAGUCUUUACUGCGAGACAAGCUGAUGCCCAUCCUUAUAAAACCCCAUUUGGAGGCCAUGGACCGCAGGCUGCGGGUUGUGCUCAAAGUGCUCAGUGACUGCAUUGAGAGGGACGGUUAUAACAAUGUGGUGGAAAAUGACCUUGACAGUGCCACUGCUAACACGAUCACAAGCACGAGGUAGUAGCGUCCAAUAUGAGUGUGUUUUUUCUAGAGUACUAUUACGAUUAAUAUAAAAGGAAAGUCUUGCAAAAGACUAUUGAUGCCACUUUUUGAAUUCAAUGAAUUCAGAGCCUCUGUGUUAUCCCCUAGCCAUGUAAAAUAUAUAAGACACAAACAAAACAGAAACCGUGUUUUAAAAUAAAAGUUGUAUUGCUUAUUUUAAUAGUACAUAGGGGGAAGAAAUGAAUUGCUAAGAUUUUGUUCUGAGUACUGUUCUUUAAUGUUGUUUCUUUCUAUCAAUUAUUUUCUUUUCUAUCUAAUCCAUUCCCCAGCCAUUCUUUGAAAUUAUAUAUAUUGAUGCAGGAACAAAUCACACAACAGCUCCCAUUUCAACUACAUGAGCACAAGCACUCACUGAAGUAUAAUCAAUACAAAUCAUACAUCCAAAUUAAAUGAUGUAAAGUGUUCAUAAAUACACAGCUGAAACUGAGUCCCCACCUGGCUUAGGUUAGCCUGCUAACAGUACAUCACAAAACCACAAAGCAAUUCAACACAAAUUAGCACAGAUGUCAGUCUGUAUUCCAAAGAGAGGACCAUGUCCGAUAGCAAGCAGGACUGUAAUCUGUAGGUCAGAAUUACUGAAAAACAUAGCCGUUGGGGUUUUUUCAGGGAAUCUAGUUCAUCCAUAACUUAAAAAAUGCAAUCACAUGAUUUAUAGUACUAGCAAAACUGUAGGGAAGCUCACUUACUGGAUCCACCUUACAAAGGGACUGCCUGCCUUCAAGAGGAGUGAAAUUAGCACCCCACAUAGAAAUUACACCAUUCCUGCAUUUCUUAUCCCAAAUUACUGUAAUAUAUGAGAAUGGCCACUGUAUUCUAAACCCUCAGAUUACUGGAGUUACUCUGCCACUGGCUUAAAGCAGUUCUCAUGACAGGGCUACUCAUCAUAACACUACUCAUGUCAUACUUCAUUUCAUACUUUUAACUUCAUUUCAAUACUUCAUCUCAAUGAAUUCCGUAUUUUGUACGCCCUGCCUCUUCAUUAUACUUCACUGUUGUAGACUUAAGAAGUGUUCCAGACUUGCAGAAAGAUGUUUCAGUAUCGUUAGUUUUGCUUUUCUUAGAAGAAAAAAGGAAUAGCUCCAAACAAAGCCAGUCUUUGGUCAUUUCAGGUUUCUCUGUGAAUUGAAAAAUGUUUGCCUUUUAAGAAAAGAAAUCAGCCACUACAGAAAAUCAGCUCUCCUAUCCAUUGCAACGGUAUGUGGAUGUUCAAUAUUCAGUGGGUCAUUUUGCCCAGACUCAACUGACAUUUUUAAGAUGUCGGUUCUCAGUUGUUGAUUUUGCAGACUGUAAUCCAAUGUCCACAUUGGAAUCAAGGUUCUGUCUAAUAUGUCUUCUGUUUGAAAUGGAUGAAAGGCAAACAUUUCUGCUCUAGGUCUUGAAUGUAAAGUGAGAAGGUACUGCUGGUGGUGUCUCCCACACAACCCAAACUGUGACCAUUUAAUACUGGUUCUGUAUCUUUUUUAUUGGUCAUUUUCAACCUAUUUCACUUUUGCCCUAUGUGUUUAUCACCCACAUUUGUGACCUUUUACUGACACAAUUAAAAAUAGAUACUCACUGAUGAUGCAUAGCAGUGUGAGCCGUUACAGUGUUUACAAAUGAAUUUGCCACACUUUCUGAGUAAGAUGCUUAGGUGUGUAUAAGUUCAGUAAUUAAACACAGUGGCUGAAACAGUUCACACAGCAAGUGCUAUUUCAAAUAUCUUUUUGCAUUCCAUUGUACUUAAAAUCACCUUUCUUAACUUUCAUCCUUGAUUCUGUAGCAUCUUUGAGUCUGUACUUGAAUAAAUCUGCAGACAGCUGGGCACAGGGGAGGCCUGCAACAUACAGAAAUGUUAAAAAUGAAUGAUGUUAGUUUAGGGCAUGCAUACAUUUGGAUGUCAAUUUGUGUUAUCGCUGAUCAUUUAAAACUAGUGUAUGGCCAUGCAAGCUGUGACUGCAGUUUAAUUAAAACCAACAAUAUCUGAUUAACUGGUUUUAAUGCCUCUCUUCCAAAGAGGGAUGCUGCAAAACCUACCUGUGACUGCAGUUUGGCAUGCAAGCUAGCACAUAUUUAUCCAACUUCAAGGGACAGAAAGCAUGAAAAUCACAUUUCUAUUAAAAUGUUUUAUUAUGUAGAAAGGUGUUAUCCAUGAAGGUAUGCAUAUUAAUAACAUCUAGUGGUAUUUUUUUUAAUAUUUUUAUAUAUUUAUAUUUCCUAAAACCAAAGCUAGAUAUCCUAUUUGCCUUUGAUAUUUCUAUAUCCUAGCCCAGCCACAAACUUCCUGAUUGAACUGAGGCAUGCUAUUUGAUAUCUGUUAAAUGAAUCAGAAAAGACCACAGUUGUAGAAUACGUAGCAAGCCGUUUUCUGUUUGUAUUCAGAUUUACUGGUACCGGUAAUCUGACUUGGUUUUUAUUUUGUCAGUAAAUAGUCACAGAAAAAUGAGAGCAAUCUAAAGAGAGUAGAAUGUGCUGUAAAUAAGACACCACCAAGCAGUGAGUUGACAUAAGAGCCAAUAGAAAUCCCAAAGCAUCUCCUCAAGCACUGAGAAAACAAAAUCAUCCACAAAAAAAUGAAAGCUGUUAUCAACAAUAUACUCUUAUCUUUUACAGUAUCUCUUCAUGAUGUUUCCAAAUAUUCUGAGUGGUUAUUAUUGCAUUCCAGCUCUACAGUAGUUACCAGAUAUUUGAGUAAUCACAAUAGGCACAGACCCAGAUUACUGGAAAUAUCAGCUAGGAGGACAAAAAGGUCAUCUGUUUAACUGAUAUCUAUGGACCCAGAGUCAGACAAAUCCCUUUUUAUUUUUAAUGGACACUUUAGGCUGUAUAUCACAUGAACAGGCUUUGCUGUGUUGGCACAGUCCUUUACUGUCCUUUUACUAACAAAGAAUGAUACUGCAGUCACAGCGCUCUACAGAAGGCUGUCAGGUACAGGUGUGCACCGGUCAGGGGGAACCAGCAAUGACCUUCAAAGGGCUCAGGUCCCAUACCAAAAACACCUGUAUAUUGAGCGCAAGCAUUAAUCACAGCUUCUCCAAUAUCAUGACUAGAUCUAGGUGAAACAGCUUGAUGUAAUUCAAGCUGACCUAUGUUGUAUGACAAUGUUGGUCUUGUUAUUUAAUUUGAUGUUUGUUUGUUUGUUUGUUUGUUUGUUUUUAAUUAUUAUUAUUUAUCAGACCCAAAUAAAACUAAUGAUAGAAAUAUUAAAUCAGCUCAAUAACACAUUUCAGUUCUCCAGUAUGCCUAGCCCAUAAUACAGGAAGUACAGUAUGCAUGUGUAUCUCUCCCAUGGAAAGAGACUUUUUUAUGUCUGCUGUUCAUUUUCUAAAUCAGGUGUCAGCCUCACUUAUUUUAUAACUAUUUGUUAAAAAUCAUGACGCGUCUGAUUAAAUUAUAAACACUUUUUAAUCACGGUACUUACUUUGAACCUACGUUAUGGCAAGGUAUUUAGAGUGUACUUCACAUACAUCUGUAUUGCUGUGCUAAUAAUACAGCCUGUUGUACCAUCCAUUUUGAUUCUGCCUGUGAACAAUUUUGUAUACACAGCCUGGGUACUGUUCACCAAAGUUUGUAAUGGAUUAAAUUAAAUGUAUAUACAUAUAUGGGUGUGUUGUUAAAUAUAUCAACACUUUAAAUAAAUCAUUUGUGAAAAGGGACCCAUUUGCCUCUCCAAUGAGAUAAGAUGAUGUUACAUGAACUGUAAGUACAGUAUUAGUACCUGUCAAGGACAGCUUGGGUCCCUUACUACCAGGUAUGAAUAUUAUACUUAGAAAGCUUGAGCCAAAAUGUCAAAAAUCUGAUUGAAGAAUUCUAGUACCCAUUAUAUGUGCCAGACACUUACUUAAUUCACUGUAAGAAAUUAAACAGAUUGUUUUAAAGACCCAUGCAGAAAAAUCAGCCUCUAUUUUUAAAAAGCUUUAUUUUCUUCAUGUUUUCAGACUACUAAUGCAUGAAUAAUUGUAUCCUCCAAAUGUGUUGUUUUUUUUUUCAUUUCCUGUAAUACACUUUAAGAAACUCAUUUUGUGGCAUCUAAUCAUAUCAUCCCAUAAAGGUGAUCAGGUCUUAAAAUCUCGAUUCAAUGACAAACAUGUCUAUACUUUUAUUUUAUUCUAUAUAUUUUAUUGUUAUUUAUUAAAUAUAAAAAUAUAAAGAAAGGGGUCAGAUUUGUUUUUAGUUUAGUUUGAAGUCCAGAUGUCAAUCUCAUGCUGAACUUCAAGGUUUAGAGUGCAAUGCUAAAAAAAACAUUUAAAAAUAAAACUGAAAGUUAACAUAGUGCCUGUGUAAUGACAGACAUACUUGAAUGUUGGGUUCACUAAAUGUGAUAUGAAAUGAUAGGGAAACAAAAAGUGGUUGCAGCUCUUAAUUCACUUAGACUGUGGCAGUAGAGUUGCUGCUUGGAUGUCUUACUUGUCUGAUUUUCAUAGUUCUAUGUAAAUAAAUAUAAAUAGUUGCACAAUGAAAAUGCUGCUUUCUGCAGCCAUAGGCUUCAAUUUAUUUUGCAGUGUUUCUGUGGAAUUUGUUUGCAACAUGGUAAAAGUUCAAUAAAGAUAUGGCAACUGUUUUGUCGUCUGUGUUUUAAAAGUG